Messenger RNA from Drosophila erecta, 795 nucleotides. Its product is annotated as protein N-lysine methyltransferase FAM173B. The coding region runs from base 97 to 711 and encodes 204 amino acids. The record is from RefSeq and is a predicted model, not a curated record. Gene Ontology annotation, biological process: positive regulation of proton-transporting ATP synthase activity, rotational mechanism; peptidyl-lysine trimethylation; regulation of mitochondrial ATP synthesis coupled proton transport. NCBI's taxonomy places the organism in Eukaryota, Metazoa, Arthropoda, Insecta, Diptera, Drosophilidae. Gene Ontology annotation, cellular component: mitochondrion. Gene Ontology annotation, molecular function: protein-lysine N-methyltransferase activity. The transcript is spliced from 2 exons.
AACGUAUGACGUCUUGUCGUGCAGGGCUAACAGCUAUCGAUAAAUAAUCGCUUACUUCCUUAGCAUGGUAAACAUGAAUUUCUGAUAAAUAAUAAAAUGGAACUGUUGAACGAAGAUACACUGAGCCCGGUUGCCAAGACGGCAAAAAGUGGCAUGUCCACGGGCGGCAAGAUCCUGAUAGCGGCAACAGGCGGAGUAGGCAUCGGCCUGUCGAUUGUGUGCGCUUCCUUUGUGGCGCCGGCAUUCCGGAGGAUUUGUUUGCCUUAUGUGCCAGCGACGACCGAGCAAAUACAGAAUGUUCUGAGCUUCCUGCCCAAGAACUCGGCCGGAAAACUGCUGGACAUUGGCUCCGGAGACGGACGGAUUGUAGUGGCUGCGGCACAACACAAUAAGGCUCUUAGGACAGACGGCGUGGAGCUGAACCCAUGGCUAGUCUACUACUCGCGCCUGGCUGCGCUGCGUCACGGGGUAUCCAAUCAGACGAGGUUUUUCCGGCGGGAUCUCUGGAAGUUCCAAAUAAAAGACUACAACUUUGUAGUCAUAUUUGGGGUUGAGCAAAUGAUGCAGGAUCUGGAACACAAACUCAUCGCCGAGUGUCCGCACAACACCAAGAUUAUAGCCUGCCGCUUUCCACUACCCAGCCUACAGCACGUGAAGAUUAUAGAAGACGGAGUGAACACCGUCUGGUUCUACGACCUCAGCAAAAGCUAGCAAGUGUUAUUAAAUUGGUAUUUUUAUUGUUUCCUCAGUAAGAAAACAAUUCUUAAGAUAAAUGCUCGAAGGGUUGGUCAGUAA